UGGUGAUUCGUGCUGGGUCGUCCCUCUCUUUAGGUGGGGGGGCUUUCUGUGCGCUCUGGAGGUUCACUGACAGGUGUCCAUUACCAUCCUCUACACAGAAUUACCUUUGCCACAAACAUCAGAGACGGAGCUAAAGAGACCGAGUGCGGUACGAACUGUUGUUGGUGUGGUUGCCCUCUGCCCUGUGCGGUUCAUGCUUCUCUUUGCUUUUGCUCCCGUGACGACGGAUUGCAGUGACCAGCUCACUGCGCUCCGCUCUCCUUUUGUCUGGGUCGUCCGGACUAUUCAAAACCUCCAUACCAAGUAUGUGUGGAAGUCUGAGCGCAGAGCUUGUGUGGAAUCGCAUUCUUGCGGUGAAAAACGGUGUAUUUCAAGUGCCGAGCGACUCUGCAGACUGGCAGAACUUUGCCAUUGCCGAGCGCGAGGGGCUCCGAACCUUCGCUUAUUUUGCGAGAGAGCAGCGUUCUCAGAUUCAGAUGCACGGGGGGAGAGGGGGUGGCUGAAUGUGCUUGCGUUGUCUGGUGGUUUUUGGUCCUUGAGUGCCGGUGAGCCUUGAGCGCGCUGAUAAGGAGGGAUAGGGCAAGUGUCUGUGCGAUCUGUCGCCUUCAACAGAGUUUUUUCCCACGCCAGAAUCGCUCCGCGUUUCCUUUUUCGCGGCUCGCGCAGCUCGCUUCUUUUUCGCUCAGGAAACGCAGAGGCCAAACCCCGUCUAAAAUAGGCAGGGUUGAGAACGCGCAAGAAAAUGUGCUGGCUGUCGAAAUGUGCGCAGCGCUUCCUGAGAGGAUCAAAUGGCCCGGCUUCUGCACCUUUUCCUUUGCUAUUGAACCAACAAGUUUCUCUUGUCUAGACUUUUCAAGGAAUCUUGAGGACCCUGCUCGGCCUGCGGUUCAAAGGAAUGCCACCGCCACGCGGACCGUCGCUUGCUGUCCGUCCACGCGGCUCACCGAACAGAGCGCGAUUUUCGCGUGGUCCUUUUGCAAGACAGCGUAAUUGUUUGGGACGGAAAUCCCCCAAAAUCCGCCUCUUCACUCAAAGUUCGCAAGCGCUGUCACGCCAUUUGAUGUCUUUGUUCUUACCACGUCCCGAUCUUGCUGUUGCGAAGUCACGGGGAACUGAGAGCGACGUCCUUGUUCAAGGCUUUCGUUUGUGCCUCUCUUCACGAGACAAAACCCUUGACUGUCCUUCCCCGUCUAGUGUCCUCUCACGUUUCCCGUCGCUCUUCCCACCUGCCAAACCCUCAUUUGUUCACGCUGCCCCUACUACUAUAUGCCGCGUCGCGGAGAUCUGUCUUCUUCCCCCUCCAAUCGUCUGCGACAUAGUGGUCCGUGUCGCCGAUUCCUCGCAUCGAGCAUUUCCACACAAAAACAGUUCAGAAUCGGUUUCGCCUACCUGGCUGAGAUGGAGAGUUUCCUUUUUUCUCGUCGGAACCGGCGUCGCUUCAAAACCCUAAGGCUGGACCAAACCGCCUUCCUUUUCGCCGCUUGACGUGUAAACGUAUUUCUGAGUUAAGACAACAUGUCUGAACGUGGCCUUCUUCGAUGAGAGAUGUCGCCGCUUUCUCUUGCUGAAGAAAUCAAAGAUACUUUCUCCAGGUCUUGCGAGGUGGCCACCUCGGCGCCGUUGUUUUCAAUCAAAAUUCUUUGACCGUCACAGGGCGGUCCUCCACCGGCUCAGACCAAAGAAAGGUCUUUGUUUCCUCAUCGCUUCUCGAUUGAUCCCACUGUGACAAAUUGCGUACCCCGCAUCUUUAUUCUUCCUGUCCCUUAACCCCCGUCGCUGCCGUCUUGUCCGUGAGAGAGUUCUUAUUCCCUCCCUGUGCAGUCUUUUGAAAAUGCCUGCCUGAGCCUUCCCGACGACUGCAGGUUUUACGCAGUUCGGUUUCUUGCCCGCUAGUUUCCAGUCUUGUUUUCACGAUGGCGGACGUCUCAGAGACUGCCUCGAGUCCGCCUUCUCCCCACGGCCUCUCUAUGCGAGAAGAAGCAGGGGCGAAAGAGUCUGCCUGCUUCUCACCGACUACGCUUUCUGGUCUUUCACCCUUGCAUCGCGUCUCUUCUCCCAACUUCCCCACGGGAGGGCCCCCCGAGGCGAGUUUCUCGGAGCGUCCCCGCGUUCAGAUGCGCCCUGCCGCGAUCCCGCAGCUUCGGCUCGGGCUCCAGUUCCCAAAGCCUUCAGAGACCCCUCAGGAGCCGUCGCCUGUAUCUUCACGAACAGGCUCUCAGAGCCCGCUUUCUUCGCCUUGUCGCCUCGCCAGAACAUGCGAUCCGUCGGCGACUAAGGACCGCAUGCAGCGAGAGCGUCCCUGUCAGCGGCCGCCGUGGAGUCUCCCGCGCGCCGAAGGCGAGGCGCAGCGAACGCGUGACGCGGUGGCUGUCUCCUCCAGGCCGCCGCUCUCGCCCUCCAAGAGAAGAGCAGAAGACGUCUUCUGUCCCUCACCCGCGUCCAUGCGCGCGGUGCCAGGCCCUCGCGUGUGGUGGGCCCUGCCGGUCUUAGGCGCCACCGAAGUGUCGCCGCAGCUGUCGAGCGGGUCGCGCCCGCAGAGCCCCACAGGUGGCUACAUGGCGCCGGGGCAGGAUGAAAACUCGCCAGGAGCGCCGUCCUGCUGCCAUGAGGGCGGUGAGUGCCGGUGCUUAUAUGCCUCGGUGACGCAGGCCUUUCACGACCAGAUGCGGACAGCAGCCCCCCCCUCGCUGCUCGCGGCCGUCGAGCAGUUUGCGGAGUCCUCGCUUCUCUGCCGCCUCGAACCUCUCGCCGCGGGCUCCGCGUUUCCUCGCAACCCCGCCGCUCUGGCUGCCGUCCGCCGGCAACAUGCCCUCGUGCUCUUCCACCCUUCGUCGCCGUUGGCGCCGCCGGAGGCGUUCUCCAUUCAGAACCUGGUCCAGACUUGCGGGGCCUCGAAGCACUCCUGUGACUUGAAUCUUUCUGAGGAAGUGGAGAGUCUGCGGAGUCAGCUCGCCGCCCAGCAGCAGCGCUUUGAUGCCUUCCUGGAGAGCGACGCGAACCUGGGCGAGUUGAAGCGCGAGCUCUGGCGCUUCCAGCUCCUCCAGAUGCAGGACCAGAGCCGAUUGAAGAAGCAGACGGCGAAGAUUGCUGAGGCUUUAGAAGUCUGCUCGGCCUUGGCUGCGCUCCCUGCCGCCGACGGGACAUCAGCCGCGAGCACGACGGGAGACGGAAGCCCUCCCACACCUUCCUCGGCCCUUACUUCGCCCGGAGUUCCUCCCCGGCCCCGCCAAGAAGCCCAGCUCGUCUCGCGUCUUCUGAAUCUCCUGCAGGAAGCCGCAGCAUGUGGAGCAGCCGCCGGCGGCGCGAACGCUGAAGGCGCGAAACCCUCUGGGUCAAGACGCGAGAACCUUGGCGGGGGGGGGCGUCAGGACUCCGGGCGAGACGACCAACGAGGCAGACAAACUCCCACCUCCAGCGCCCCUUCACCUGUGCGCGCCGGCCCCGAACGUCCCUGCGCUCUCUCCGGACUGUCUCCGUGUGGGGCAGGCGACUCGCGAGACAGGGACAUCCGCCUACAUGAGCGCAUGCAGACGCAGCAGCCCCGAGCCUGCGUGCCGCCGCUCUUCGGCUUGGGAGACGUCGGCAGAGGCCGCGCCCGUGGAGAAGGCUUCGCACUCGGCUUUCCGGGAAGCCCUGCGGGGGGGCGUCCCGAUAGCGGUUGCGCCAGCCGCCGCAGCCUCAGCAGCAGCAGCUACUGCAGCAGCAGAAGCAACGUGACGACCUACAGAGGACACUACAGCGGCGACGAGGGGUCGCGCCCGCCCUCGGUCCGACGCCGAGUGGGGAGUGGCGGCUCCGGGCGCCCACUCGACAGUCGCCCUGUGUUUGUUUCCACCUGGAAGGGCCGACCUGCCUUCGUCCCGCGACUUAACCUCACCGGAGACGACUCAGACGAAGAUGAGGCGGAGGAAGUACCCCCCGAGGCUCCGAGCGCCGGCCCAGGCGCGGCGACAGGUGGGAAAGUGGAUGGAGAGAUGGACAGAGAGAUGAGUGGAGAGGCAGGCAGCACCCUGGAGAUCAGGAAAGCCACUGAAGAGUCGCGGCGAGCUGACGACCAGGGGUUGGUGUUGCGGAGACAGAGCGACGAGAAGUCGGGCAGCGACAUGAAGGACUUGUCCGAGAUGCGAGACGAGGAGGCUUCUCGUGGACCGCAGUGCGAGCGACUUCUCGACAGUGACGUGUACCACCUGGCUAGUCAGCGGGGCAGCGUCUGCGCGUCGGGUUUGUCUUCCGGCGAAGAGAGUCUGAGCGGACGCCUUCUUUCCAGCGAGAAAGACGGUCACGGGAGGCAAGCGUCCCUUUUCACUUUCUCGAGCUCCUCUACGUCUGCUGCUGCCCAUCCUGUGUCGCCGGCGCUAUGCCCGGACGCUGGAAGCGAGUCUCUCUCUCACGGGAGCUGCGGAGCUCUCGCAGGCACCACGCACCAGGUAGAUGCUGACGCCAGUCGAGCGGGCCCUCUGGGCCAGGCAACCAUCGAGAAGAUCGAAGCGGCCUGGACUCUCCAGCAGUUUCAGAGACAGGAGCGAGAAAACGAGGGAAGCGGACCUUCCGACUUCUGUCUCCUGGAUCUCGACUCACCCGCGCAGUCUCUACAGACCGCGUCGCUUGCGGCAGAGCCGCGGGGCCUCGCGGGGCACGAAAAGGGUACCUUCACGCUGUCGCUGCCUCAGACCCUCGAGGCAGGGGAGAAAAAAAAACCGAGCGGGGGCAGACAAGCGAGCGGGUUCAGCCUCGCACUGACGCCUUCGAGUACGAGCUCCGCAAGCAGGGGCUCUGGAAACAGCCCCACGCGGGGGUACAGUGGAGGAAGCAGCAGCGUUUGCAGUUCUUCUACGGAAGGCGAGCUUUCACAUAUCAGCUCUGGGCGACCUACUCGCGCCUGCAGCAUCCACGACAACGCGUCGAACUUCUUCAGUCGAGCCAGCAGCAUUCUCAGCCCCUCCGCGGUCGCGGGCUCUGCCACAGUGGGCGUCUCUCUGCCCCCAGGGCGAAGGGACGACGGAGCGACCUCGGGCGGGCAGGGGGGGGGCGAGACACGCAAGGGAGGCACCGAAGAGGGGCAGUACUCCCCAGAAGGGACAGCUCUUCUCGACAUGCGAAACGACCAAGAUGGCGAGGGGGCGCCCGAGGCGCCGAGUCGGGAGCCACGGCGUGGAGUCUGGAGACCCGCGCCUCUUUCUGCUGAGGAGCAACUGUCUGGGGAGACAGUGGGACAGCUGCGGUGGACAGACGGAGACCGGGCGGUGAUGGAUUUGAGUCAAGAGGUGCGCCAAGGGACAAGACAGCCGACGAAGCAGGAACAUCUGGCAGAUACGAGCGGCUCAGAGGAGAAGCGGGGCGAUGAACUUCCGAAGACAGGUGAGAUUGAUCUUUCUUUCACAGGCCCAGCCGGUGCACAGCCGGUAAAACCCCUCACUGACACCCCGGAGGCAGGGCCUCAAGCAGAGCGAGGCCCAGCCCUCAGCACACGCAGCAGCCGCGCGGGGAGCCUCAGUUCCCCUGCUGUCUCCGUCUCGUCGUGCUCCUCGCCCUCCGUCGCCGAGCUGAGGAGGGCCUUCGAAAGCGGGCAGAUGUGGGGCGGCUCCGUGGUGACUUCCCCCAAGAGGGUGCCGUCCACGCCGUCGUCGCCUUCGGGACAACGGCGACGCUCCACAGGUCCCUGGACCCUUCGGCUCUCGGGCUCCGUUUCUCAGGGAGGCACGAGUGCGUCGCCGGGUCUCCGACCCUCUCUGUUCUCGCUCGACAGCGACGCUGGAAUCACAAGCGCCACAGCGUCUACGAGAACCCUCGAGCGAGAUAAGGGCUCUGGCCCAACUAGCGAGCGUACACACGCUCGCGACCCGUACCCACCGCCUCCCGCGGGCGGCAGUUCGCCGACCCGCGUCUCGGGUUCGGAGACAUGCCCGACUGGGGUGCCGCGCGUGGUGGGCGUCGAGGAGAUAGGAGAGGCGGUAGAGAGCAAGGCGAGGAGAGGAGACGGAGGGGCGACAGAGGGGCCGCCAGCUGCACGAGAGGCUGCGAAGGACGGUCGAGUUCCGGCUUUCAGCCGCGGUUCUCUCUUUCCUUCUUCCUCGGGCGCGAGCUGUGCAAACCCAUACAGUCGGGGGCAGAACGACCCGGAGGGAGCGCAAGAGAGUGGAGAGACACAGAGAGGCUCUGCUGCUUCGCCUGACGAGGCGCGAGAUCGUCCAGGGAACCCUCCGAAAGCGGACCCAGUUGACAUCCUCGAUUUGGAGAUUUCCGAAAUCAGCCAGGCAAUGUGUAGCGAGUUGUUGCAGGAUCCCGCGCCGGAUACGGACACUAAGGAGACAAAUCGAUCUGGACACUUGGUUCCUUCGCCUGGGUCGAGGGGACAGAUGCCCUCUUCGCCCGCCUCCGGCUGUCCUUCCAGCACGCCGUUUGAUUCAGAGCCUCAUCAGCCCCGACUCGUCUCUGCAGAAAAGGAAACACGAACGGAUCUUUUUGCAGCCACGAGCAUGCGGAGUGCCACGGGUGGAGAGAGAAGAAACGGGUCCAUCGAUGAGCGAGGGGGCGAUUGCACCUGGAAUGAAGGCGAGCGUGAGAAACCGGAGGGAGACAGCGAGACGCGAGAAAGGACACCCGUUGCUUUUCCCGCUUGCGUGGAAAUGACAUGCGGCGCUCCGAACGCGUCCUGUCAACGCGAGUUCAUCGAUGCCAAGCAGCGGGCCGAGGAGCUGCGUUGUAUAGGCGUCGAUCCGGGGCUCGUCUUCCCACAGCAGACAGAGAAGCUGAAACUUUCCGAGGUAGAAGAGCGGAAAAUCUCGAGACUGGUGACCGGAGACUUCGCCGCCGGUGACGGGUGCGAGGCGAUGGACUUGAGAGAGCCGGGAGACAGCUCGCAGGGCGGAGACCUGGCGCAUGACACGGAGCCUCUGCGCUUCUGGAGUGUCGAGAGAGCCGAUAGCCGCGAAAAUGGCGCUGACUGGUCCACGCCAGCUUCUAAGUCUCCCCUGGCUCAUGCGCGGCUUCCCGAACAGACAGGCGCAGGGAGCCAGCUCUGUCAAGUCAAAGACCUGGAGUUCUGGCCAAAGGUAGGGGCCGACGUCGUGCAGACUCAAGAGGUGGGGCAUGGGGAUGGGCGGCUGGGCGACCGGGGGGUCUCACACAUAGAAACCGAGGACCAGAUUUCGUCUCAGGCCCUCUGCGGAAAACCUUUGACUGAAUCUCUGAGUGUGGCGUCUUUCGCUCUCAAAACUGGUGCGCGGGCGCCUCUGUGUCCUUCGCUCGCAGAGCAUGGAGAAGCCUCGACAGAAAACCGGGCGGAUCCCUCAGUGCCUUGCAGAGGAGAUACAGAUGACCUGGUCUUUGCGGGACUCUUCGACGCAUGUGCCCGAGAGACUGGAGAACUGCCUGAGAUCCUGACGGAGCUUCUUGCGACAGGGGCACCUGGAGCUGGGUCGGCUCCGUGCGUCGGAGACCCUUCGAGUUUAGGCUCGGGCGACUUGCCCUGUGGACCCGCAUCGGGGGCGCUGGUGGUCAAUGGGUUUCAGGGAAGACCAGGAAGAGAAAACGCAACACAUAAUGGCUCCGAUUCACCUUUGGUGCAGGCGGGUCGACAAGGACAUGGCUUUUCCCUUCCCCUGCACGGCGACGAUGGCGGACGCCACAGAAGCGUUUCAGAGAGCGGGCGAGCCCAGUUGCCGGAGACUCUGCAUGCCAACUGUGGGGUGGCCGGGCCAGGAUCCCGGGAAUUCUCGGCGAAGCGGGGAGUGACCGGUUCGCUGGAGGCGCAGCCCCAGGUUUUCGAGAGGCCUGGUGUCUCUGCUAUGAGCCCAGCGGGUCCAGGUCAGGGUUGGAGACUCCCCGCAGGCGAGAGGCCCCAUGUCGAGCAGAGACAGCCAGACCAGCCGCAACAGGAUGGGAGCAUGGCGCCCGCUUUCCAGUGCAACCAAGAGCAGGCCUCGCGCAUGCACGCAGCUGGCUCGCGGGAGGCGACCUCGUCGGCUCUGCUCUCGGCGCUGCUCAAUCCUCCGUUCGACCCGCUUCCGGCAGAUCUGCACACGCUUCUGGCUACCGAGAGCAGCGACGAGAGUUUGGGUGCCAGCGGGUUGAACAGUCUCUCUUCCUCCGAGUCAUCGAGUCUCGCGCUCCCGCUGCCAGGCAGCUUGGCUGCAGAGAACGCCUUGCUUUCGCCGUCUUCGAACCGUACGCCGGAAAACCCUCGAGGGAUAGGCCCAGGCGACGCAGACCCCCUCGCCCACCUCCUACCCUUCUCCCGACGCGAGAGGGCGCACAGAGAGAAACUCGUGGGAGAGGCAACGCCCUCGGACGCCCUGGACGCCAACGCGCGACAGGCGAACGUGCUUCGCCCCCAGCAAGGCGCAGUUUCGACUCUGCAGCCGGAGCCGCCUCGCGGGGCGCCUCUGCCUCAAACUCAAGUGUCCGGGAUGUCUGGUCUGUUGUCGCCCGGAACUCUUCUCGGCGGAAACGCGAGAAUGAUGCCGCAGUUCAUCGGCCACGCGCACCGGCCCCGUCCACUUGUUUCUGGGGUGUCUGGACAGCCGGUCUACAUCGACAGAGUGCACAGUCGACUCCCGCUCGGCCUCCAGUUUGACGUCCAGGGAGGGCGUCAGGGAGGGAGACUCGGGGAGAUUCCGGCUCCAAUGUCCCGUCUCUCGCAAGCGGCAAAUUUCCUUCAAUUCCAACCCCCACAGGCGACUCAACCACGAGCAACCUGUCGGAGUGUGCCACCGCAGCCGCGUCGAACUCAACUCUGCGGAGGUGUACAGACACUUGAAGUCGAGGAAAGAGCGUCCCAAGGAGGCCCACAAAAGGAUGGACGACUCCUGGAGAUGUGUGGGCCUGCGGGGCUGCGCGGGCUUCCAGCCUUUCGGGAGAGAGGGUUUCUCGGAGGCGAGGGCCGUGGAGACCGAGGGAUGAGCUCUGUAUCCCAGGGGCCUCCCCAGAGAGCCCUUGAGGCAUCACGCCCUCUCCAGCCCUUUCCCUUUCGAACGAUGUCGCAACAGCAGAUUCAGGAGAAUCUCCAGCGACAGAUUCUCUUGACGGCGGCCCGAAGUGGAAACGCGGGUAUGCCGGAUGGGAACCUCUUGGGGACGGAAUUCUGGGCUCCGGGCCAACAGGCCCCGGCGGGGCUGCCGCAGCCGGGGACUGCAGGGGUCAGGGUAGGCCUCUGGCGAGGCGGUUUGCCUCAGGGGCGUUCAAGCGUUCAGGCUGUGCAGCAUCAGCUGCUCCAGAGACAGGUGGGGCGGACAGAGGCGCCUCCUCUUGCGGGCCAAGUGGCCCCAGGGGACCGGGCGGAUGUGAACAGACAGGAGACGAGCGCGGGUGAAGCGGGUCUCUGGUCAAUGGAGACUCGCCACCCGGGACAAGGGGAAUUUUAAGUCACAGACGAGGACUGAUGUCUUGCCGUGGGUGACUGUGGGAAACUUGAUUACACCACGGUGCAGUGUACGCUUUCUUAUAUCAUUACCGUCUAUUUGUAUGCGUGUGUGGGUCUCCCUUCACGAGGAAAGGCAUACGACUCAACGAGAGGCGGAGCUGGCUUCGCUGUUUUCCAUUCGAGACAGAACAAGCUCUUUACCUACUCCGCAUGUGGGAAACGGGAAAAGACAGGGACCGAUGAAAACUGGAACAUUUUCUAACUAAGAAUAGAGGCAACAGCAGAUGUGCCUGUUUAUAUGGACCGCAUACAGGUGUUUAUUACCUCGAAAUCUUUUCUGUGGUGAAUUUUCUUCGUAGAAGGCGAAUCAGUAGGUGACUGUCAAUCACACUGGUUUCGGCUGCUUCUCCACACUGUCUUCAGUAAAAGUCUACGUCGAAUAGAAAAACUGGCUUUCUCUGAGUGUUCAAAGUUUUUAUGUACACAGGGACCGACUUUUACAUCGUGCGUGCCUUGAAACGGGGAGGGAACGAAAGUGUUUUCAAGACAUUAGGUUCACACUGUUCGGAUUGUGGCGGCAUUGCGUUUGCCUUUCUCUUUCCUACGUGUCCUUGGUUUACUCUUUCGCGCCUUCGUUCCUCCCCUCCUCUAUCCUAUCUCGCCCAGAGGGGCACUCCUGAAAUCUAUUUUUCAAUGUUUUCUGUACAGAAAUCUGUACGUCGUUCCUUCCGCGCUUUACCCGAACGCGCUCACGUGUACAAAAUUGGAGUCCCGGUCGCAGAUGUACUGGUACACUUCUAAAAUAAAAGGCGCGAUGUGCACAAUAUAGAAGCAUCGAUGGGAAUGAGUUUUUCGACCAGCGAUCUGCACGUCUGCGUACGAGGUAACCCUAAUUUUAUGGAGGCAUGUCGGACUUCCCUUCGUGUCUUGGCAAACCGAGAGAUGCGUCGUGGUGCCGCAUAUGCAUUUCUCGCCUUCUCAACUUGAGGUGCUUUUGAAGGAUGCACUACUCGCUUCCGAGGACGGGUCCGCCAAGCGAUUCUCAACGCGUACAGUGCGACUGCCACACGCUCAGUUGUCUCUCUCAUCCCGAGGUAUAUUUACUUAAGCGGAGACGCACACAUGUCCGUAUAUAAACAUGCAUGUACGUUCUUAUGUGGGAAGUUAGGUGUUUGUGUGGGUCGUAUCAGGAAAUGCUCCUGCUUUUUAGUGACCCUUUUUCCAGUCGCUUUCUCUUGAGUCUCCGGUUUUCUACCGAACUAGGAGACAACCAGAAAAUCAGAUCAUAUCCGGAUACCGUGGUGUCGGGUCGCGUGCUCCACUCUGUGUGGAGGCUAGAUUUUCCUGGAACCGGUGGAGGUGAUUCUCAUAUCUGAAUCUGAGGUUUAGGAAGUUGCCAGACAAAUGCAUCAAUGGUUGGCGAGAAAAGCGGGUGAGUGAUUCGGACAGAUCGCUUGUCAUGGCAGGUUAGAUGUAGUUAUCACUCGCACCCGUUAGAAAACAUACAGAUGCGAUCCAGCCACUGGGGUAGAAUGGAAUACUUACGUCUGCGAUCACAGGGCCAAGGACAAGUCGAGAUCCGUCACGCAUGAUAAUUCGGAAGCUCGCGAUUUGGGGAGAUGGUAGACCGUGCUGAAAGCCUGCUUUUCUAGAAAAGCAUCGCAGGACGAACGGGAGACAGUGGGCUCCUCUGUUUCCUUUUCAGAUUUGUGUCAAAACGCUAGUGGUGACGGGCUCCUCGGACACGAAUCAAUGGCAGUUGACACCGGUUCUGUUUGAAGAGUCUGUCAUAAGUUGCUGCAUAUGAAAAGGAAAAGGUCAUGGCAGAGCAAUGUGCUGCGACAGGCAGCCGAGCACACUGUUGUAAUGGCUCGCUUGUAGAUUUCCACUCCUGCAACAAGCCCUUGACCAGACAGCUUUGUCGCUGCCCCUUCACCUUUUCUCUGAAACACAGUGUCGGAAAGAAAAAUGCGGAUUCGCAGCGCCAGCCGUGCUGGGAGAGAGAGACCUGUCGUGAUUCUGAGGGCGUGAAAUUACAAUCACUAGUGUCACAGGGGAAAGCCGGAGAACACUUGAGAAAAAGAAGGAAUCGGUGGAGCCAUCAAAUUCAGAUUCGCCUGCCAAACUCGUAGCCAGGCGGCAGUCGCAAGUUUGCGUUCACUGUCCACAGAUCCAUCAGCGUGAUGCAGCUCAAGCGGUCCUAUCUCAGCGACUGUCACCACUGGCGGAAACACGUGGUAGUCGCAGGGUAUAAACUCUAUGUUCAAUAGUUGUAGGAUUCUGUCUCUCAUUAGUUGCACGGCUCGAACUCAACUCUCAACCGUUGUUCCUUGACGGCAGGAGCAGUGCUGCAGCCACGAGUCCUUUCAUGAAUGAUCUGCCGACUGAACCAAACGACAUGGCAAUCCAGUUCUCGUAUUGCACGAGAAACCCUCGAUGAUUGAAGAGAGGUACGCGCUCUUUGCCACUCUGCAAGGUGGCGCAUUACAAUCCGUACUGAAUGAAAUCCCCACUUUCAAAGGCAGCGCCUGGCCAGCGAAGACGCCACUUGAG
Messenger RNA from Toxoplasma gondii ME49, 11914 nucleotides. RefSeq lists its product as hypothetical. The transcript has a single exon. Lineage: Eukaryota; Apicomplexa; Conoidasida; Eucoccidiorida; Sarcocystidae. Bases 1914 to 9362 code for a protein of 2482 amino acids. The record is from RefSeq and is a predicted model, not a curated record.